This is a messenger RNA of Lotus japonicus, 3635 nucleotides long. RefSeq lists its product as uncharacterized. The record is from RefSeq and is a predicted model, not a curated record. NCBI's taxonomy places the organism in Eukaryota, Viridiplantae, Streptophyta, Magnoliopsida, Fabales, Fabaceae. The coding region runs from base 379 to 3249 and encodes 956 amino acids. The transcript is spliced from 5 exons.
GUUUAUUGUGUUGACCACCAUUUUGGGGGGCUAGUUUGACCUUGUUAUUCUCUGUAACUCCUUUAGUUUUACAAUUUUCUGGAUGGUUUCUAUGAUGCCAAUACCAAAUCACAUCAAUGCUGCAUUUUGUUUGUUCUCCUAGUUUGUUCUUAGGCUAGAAGCCAAUUACAAAAUAGCUUCUAAUCCGAAGCCAAUUCAAAGUGUUCGUUCAUCUUUACUUUUUUUAAAUAUUUCUUCGAUGGGGUUUGUAACAAACAUGUCACCUAUCACUGUGAUGAUUAUAUAUGGUUACUUGUUUGAAUCUAGUAAUGAAUAAAAUGCCCACAAUUUGAGUUUUCCACUGUUAGGUUGUGCUUGAAAGCAUUCAGAGAAACAAAUAUGGGUUUGAAUGUAAAGGAGGUUCAACUUCGUUUGUGCAAAGUGGUUCAAGUUUCAUAUCAAUCUAGUUACACCUUUCUACGAAAGCAUCCAAUUGUUUCUGGUGCCUUGUCGGUGUGCUUCAUCCUGUAUAUACUUCUUUCUUAUAUCUAUAGAUUCUUGGCCUAUUUGUCCCCUUUUCUUGUAUGUGCUGCUAUUUUUGUAAGAAUCUUUUGGAGUUCUGAGCAAACUCAGCUCAGAUAUAUCAAAGAUUUCAAGGAGAAGGGAGAGAAAAGAAGGGUAGAACCAAAAUAUCCAAAGAUUCCUAACAAUGCGAGGCGCGAAAUGCUCCAUAAGUAUCCAUCACAAAGUGCCACAAGUAGGAGGAGAAAUCUCAGGUACAAGAAAUGGGAUGUGUAUGGUGGUUUAGAGGAAAAAGCCAAGGAUUUAUCAGCAGCUUUUCAUAAUGAGUUCACAAAAGGUGAGAGUUCUUUAGACUAUGGAUUGUCUGGGAAAAAAACUCAGGCUCCUAAGAGGCAAACCUUGAGAUCUGAACCUUCAAUGGUUGACCUAGUGGAGUGUGGUGAUGCUGAGAUAGAAAAGAUGGAGUAUGAUGAGGAUGAGGAGGAUGCAAUGGAGGAGGAAAGGAACAAACCCAUAGAAUGGACAGAGGAUGAUCAGAAUAAUCUCAUGGAUCUUGGGAAUUCAGAGAUGGAGAGGAACAGAAGAUUGGAGAGUCUCAUAGCCAGAAGAAGAGAAAAGAAACUAAUGAAGAUGCAACUUGAGAGUGGUCUAAUUGAUAAAAGACCAAUCACAUCAUCAAAUCCAAUUGCACCACUACUAAUUAAAAGAGGAAAUCCAAAGGACUUUGAAGGGAUUGAUGACUUAGAAAUGCCUGGUUCUGCUCCAUCUUACAUGCCAAGAAGCCCAUAUGACAUUCCUUAUGAUCCUUGUGAGGAGAGGCCUAACCUCACAGAAGAUAGUUUACUUCAAGAGUACACAAGUAAUCAGAAGGACAACAUUACAUUCUGCAGGCAUGGAAGCUUCAGUUUAGGCCCCUUUAACCCAUCAGAAACGAAUCAGGACCAAGGAGCUAGAGGGUACUACUCAUUUAAUCAAAGGAGGAAGUAUUCAGACAGGCUUCCGUACUCAAGAUUCAGAAGUCAUCCAGAUAAGGGAAAUCAUGACUGGCUAAUUGACCAGUUGCUCUACAAUGAAGGAGGUGAAAAUGGAUCAGAAACACCUAAUCCAGUGAGUAAAGGACAUGAAACAACACAUGAAGAGAAUGGGAAAUGUGAGACUAGUGUAGCUGACAUGAAAGUAGAGGAAGUGGAGAAUGCCCAUGAAGCAAAAUCUAUGUCAAAUCAGACAAGCAAGAGUACAGGCCUAGUUCCAAACAUCUCAAAUGUUGAAACAACUCAUAUUUCAGAAAAGUCAAGGUUUUGUGAGCCUCAUAAGAGGCUACUCAAUUUACCAGAAUCUACUAAAACAGCAAGAAGUGUCACUAUAAAUGAAUCAUCUAUGCAUGACAGUGUUCCAUCUCCUGUUGAUAAGAGACAAGAAAUGAUGUUCUUAACCGAUAGGCGUGUUUGUCACACCCCAACAUAUUCCAUUGCUUCUGACUUGCAAGUGGAGGUUUCUGAAGUUGGUUCACCAACAUCAACAAUUGAAGAAAAUGCUAAUAGCAAUUCAACUUCUGAUAGAGACUCCUCUAUUUUGUAUGAUGGGGACAUUGAUAGAGAUGUUAGUUCUGGCAGUGAAGAUUUGUGGGGAGCCUCUUUCCAUGGAACACGUGGAGUUAGAAGUGAGGAGAAUAAUGAAGAAGUAAACAACUCAAAGGACAUUAUUUCACCAAUUUCUCUAAGACAAAUAGAUGAAGAAAAUGUAGCUGAUGUGAGCUCCAUGUCCUCAAGAUCGGAUUUGCCUGAAGAUACUCCAACUUGUGCAAGAAGUAGUGAUCAUCAUAACAUCUUUGGUUAUAUGAAAUAUUCUGAAAGGGAAAAUGAAUCACCCCAAUCUUCCAUUUCUUCUUCUGUGUCAUCACAUCAGACGUCGUUGAUUGGUAGCUCCGUGGAACAGUUACCUGAGGAAUCACACUCAGUAAAACCAAAGGAAUACAACCAGUCAGAGAAUUUGAUAACUGAGUCACUGGUUAUCAAUGAUGUGAGUAUCUCAGCAGUAAUAGAGCAAAAUAACAAUGAGAACACAAUAAGUAAUGAAGAUCCAAGUCCCAGCACGUCAGUUUUGCGGCAAGAAUCAGUUGACGAAGGUUCUAACUCCUCAAUCGCAUCAUCACCAAGAUCCGUAUUACCAGAGAAGACCAUAGUAGAUGAAGUUUCAUCAUCAGCCUCUACACAACAGUUGCAUACAGGUUCUCAGCAUUCUGAAAUGGAGUUUAUGGCCCAAGAAACUUUAAAUGGUGAACGCCCACCUAACACCAUACCUCAAAAUUUUCAGCCUUUAAUGGUUGAUACAACUGAUGAAUCACAUAAUCUUAACUUUAAUUAUUCUCAGGAGCAAACUAACCCCCUAGAGAAUUCCACUGAAGGAUCAAAUAUCCUUGGCAACAUGAAUGAUGAAGAAGAAGUAAGCCUUAAGGAGGAGCAAGACAAGUCAAAGAAUGAUGAAAUCAGUGAAGACAAUUCCAAACACCUAAUUAGACAAGAGAAUACUGCAGAAUCCACUAGAAUAACAACUAUGGAGGAUACAGAUGACACUCAAUCUAGAGAUUUAGUGGAUGACAGACAGCUGCCAUCAAGAGAGCUUGUUCAAGAUGAUAAGAUUGACAAACCAGCAAGUAGUAACAUCCAUGAGGACUUGCCGGAACCAAGGGUCGUCGAGCCACCAGUUCCCGUUAAAGAAGCAAAUGAGGGCCAUGCAGAAGCUUCAUGAAGUAGUUAAACUUGGCAAGUGCUAAAGCCUGAUAUUCCUUGGAAUUGUACAUGUACACUAUCGAAAGUUAUUGGCAGAAAGAAGUGAAGUUCCACUGUUUGGUUCUUCACUCUAAUUGAAUGACUAAUUUGAUUAGGAUGCAGAAAAGGAGAAGAAGGACUAAGUGUUUUAUGUGCAUGGAUGCUGCACAUAGAUUACUUCUCCGUAGACAUUCAUAUAACAUUAUUCCAUUAGUCGCAUUGCACAUACCUUAUCAUAGUAAAUAUGUAGAAAAUUAGAUUUAGAACAUUAUAUAGAAUUGACAUAAUUUUCAUUUUUGGUGCUGUUGUACCUGUAAAUUUCAAAUGAUAAUCAUAUUUUUCAAGGCUCCAAAUAUUUCACUUGUA